GGUCUGGACCUCUGUGGGUUUCAAGCGCUUCUGUAACACUGCAGCCAACAUAUUACCUUACCCAUGCUGGGAGGAUGCUGGUGAGAGAGCUGGCAGUGUUAAACACACAGAUUUUCACGAUGGAGCAGCCUAUUUUCAUCUGUUUCACUCCAGCUAGGAGGAUGGUAUGGGAGGAACUGUCUUCUCAAAAUGAACAGUAUGUGGAUGAGGAGGUUGGGCAGUGGCCCUGUCUGGCUAUAAUCCCUUGGUCUGGACCCUUGUAUGUUCCUGUCUCUCCCAAACCAGUCUACUAUCUCACCCGUGCUGGGAGAAUUCUGGUGAGAGAGCUGGCAGUGUUAAACACACAGACUUCCAAAUUGGUUACUGAGGAGCCUACCUUUCACCUCACUGAAGCGGGGAGGCUAGUGCUUGACGAACUGUCAGCACCUUUAGAUAGCCAUUCACAGCCAAAUAGUGAAGACUCUCGUUUUCCCUAUGAGAAGUUGCAGCUGGUUGGGAACUGGGGUUCGUUUCAUUUCCAUUACUGGAAGAUCCAUUAUGGACGAGUGCAGCAAAAUGAAGAGGACUUGCAUCACCUGUGCAUUGUGAGGGGAGUGGAGAAACAGCUGUGGUGGAGCAGAGUCAUUCAGGAAAAAAUCCUGGACCCAUGGGGUCUUGUCCAGGUGGUCCUCACCAACAAGGAGCUGACUGGUAUUAAGUUCCUUGGUAGAAGGAUCUAUGGACUCAAGUCCUGCCUUGUCAAGAGGAGGUCUGAGUUCACCUAUUAUGAGGAUGCCCAGCAGGUGGAUAUCUCCACCACAGUGGAGGGGUUCCAGGAGAGGGGGAUGAGAUGA
Messenger RNA from Coregonus clupeaformis (lake whitefish), 833 nucleotides. RefSeq lists its product as uncharacterized. The record is from RefSeq and is a predicted model, not a curated record. The transcript is spliced from 11 exons. Bases 75 to 833 code for a protein of 252 amino acids. Lineage: Eukaryota; Metazoa; Chordata; Actinopteri; Salmoniformes; Salmonidae.